AUGGCCACGUGGGCCGCGAGGGAACGCCUCCGCACAGGUUUGUCCCUGCCGCUGCGCCGUAGCCGAGAAGACCCGGAAGAACGCCCGACGGAGGACGGCGCGCCGGCUCGGGGCGGCUGGAUCAGCCUCGUCACCGAGUGGCUCAACCUCGUCUGCAAGUGGUUUCUCUUUGGAGACCGGCCCUUCUGGUGGGUCCACGAGUCUGGGUACUACAACCAGGCUCCAGCCCAGGUUCACCAGUUCCCUUCUUCAUGUGAAACUGGUCCAGGCAGCCCCUCCGGACACUGCAUGAUCACAGGGGCAGCGCUGUGGCCUGUGAUGACGGCGCUGUCUUCCCAGGUGGCCACCCGGUCACGCAGCCGGUGGGUUCGGGCCAUGCCCAGCCUGGCCUACUGCACUUUCCUACUGGCUGUCGGGCUGUCCCGGAUCUUCCUCCUGGCACACUUCCCCCACCAGGUGUUGGCUGGGCUGGUGACUGGUGCAGCCCUGGGCUGGCUGAUGACCCCCCGAGUGCCCAUGGAGCGGGAGCUCAGCUUCUAUGGGCUGACAGCACUGGCCCUCAUGCUGGGUGCCAGCCUCAUCUACUGGACCCUCGUCACGCUGGGCCUGGAUCUGUCCUGGUCCAUCAGCCUGGCCUCCAAGUGGUGCGAGCGGCCUGAGUGGGUGCACGUUGACAGCCGGCCCUUCGCCUCCCUGAGCCGUGACUCUGGGGCUGCCCUGGGCCUGGGCAUUGCCCUACACUCGCCCUGCUACGUCCAGGUCCGCCGGGUACAGCUGGGCAUUGGCCAGAAGGUGACCUGCCUGGCUCUGGCCAUGGGGCUGCUGGGUGCCCUGAGCUGGCUGGGCCAUCCGCCACAGGCCAGCCUCUUCUAUGUGUUCAACUUCCUCAAGUACACACUGUGGCCCUGCUUGGUGCUGGCCCUGGUGCCCUGGCUGGCCCACUCCCUCAGUGCCCCAGACGCCCCGCCCUCCCGCUCCUCCUGACUCUACCCUGGGCCCCCCCACUCCAAACACAGCUCCCGCCCUGGCCCUUACUGCGGAGUCCCACUCCUGCCUCCAGGUCUUUGCCUUCCAGGAGGCAUCUCCUGUUUCCCUGCAAGGCUGAACUGGUCCUGCCUCCAGCUCCCCAUGCGAAGGGUAAAAGACUGUUCCUGCAGCACAGCUGGGUAGGGGCAGGGGCGCCAAUACACUCCUGUAAACUCGG
This is a messenger RNA of Octodon degus (degu), 1204 nucleotides long. It is a transcript of the gene G6pc3, whose product is annotated as glucose-6-phosphatase catalytic subunit 3. Gene Ontology annotation, biological process: glucose 6-phosphate metabolic process; gluconeogenesis. NCBI's taxonomy places the organism in Eukaryota, Metazoa, Chordata, Mammalia, Rodentia, Octodontidae. Gene Ontology annotation, cellular component: membrane. The record is from RefSeq and is a predicted model, not a curated record. Bases 1 to 984 code for a protein of 327 amino acids. The transcript is spliced from 7 exons. Gene Ontology annotation, molecular function: glucose-6-phosphatase activity.